CUUUUUGUACGGUUGGCUGUCUGCAAAGUGACGUUUGACGUCGGCUUCUCCGCUGGUGCACAGAAAACGCAGAAAACCUUUCAACACCCCUAUAAUUAUUAGAUUCAGAGAUUUUCGAAAUCAACAACGAUGGAUGAAGAAUACGACGCAAUCGUUCUCGGUACCGGAUUGAAGGAAUGCAUCUUGAGUGGUAUGCUAUCCGUUUCCGGUAAGAAAGUCCUGCAUAUAGAUCGUAACAAAUACUAUGGAGGCGAAUCGGCCUCCAUCUGCCCCUUGGAGGAGCUCUUCGCCAAGUUCAACGUGCCCAACCCGGAUGAAACAUACGGCCGCGGUCGCGACUGGAACGUUGAUCUCAUUCCCAAAUUCCUUAUGGCCAAUGGACAACUAGUAAAAUUACUCAUCCAUACCGGUGUUACUAGAUAUUUGGAGUUUAAAUCUGUUGAAGGAAGUUAUGUUUAUAAAGGUGGAAAAAUAUCUAAGGUUCCAGUGGAUCAAAAAGAAGCUUUAGCUUCUGACUUAAUGGGAAUGUUUGAGAAACGUCGUUUUCGCAAUUUCUUGAUUUAUGUUCAAGAUUUCCAGGAGAAUGACCCUCGUACAUGGAAAGACUUUGAUCCAAAUAAAGCAACGAUGCAGGCUCUUUAUGAGAAGUUUGGCCUUGAUAACAACACCAGGGAUUUUACAGGUCACGCCCUCGCCUUGUACAGGGACGAUGAUUAUCUUGAACAACCUGCUAUUCAAACAAUUAGGCGUAUCAAACUUUAUUCUGAGUCGUUGGCCCGUUAUGGAAAGUCACCUUAUUUAUAUCCAAUGUAUGGACUUGGUGAAUUACCACAAGGCUUUGCAAGAUUAUCUGCGAUAUACGGGGGUACAUACAUGCUUGAUAAACCGAUAGAUGAAAUAGUUUUAGGCGAAGGGGGUCGCGUAGUAGGGGUACGUUCCGGUUCUGAAACGGCUAAGUGUAAACAGGUUUAUUGCGAUCCAAGUUAUGUAAUGGAUCGCGUUCGUAAGAAGGGUAAAGUAAUCCGUUGCAUCUGUUUAAUCGAUCAUCCCAUAGCGAGCACAAAAGACGCUCUUUCCACUCAAAUAAUCAUUCCGCAAAAACAGGUCGGCCGCAAUUCCGAUAUUUACGUAUCACUUGUUUCUUAUACUCAUCAAGUGGCCGCGAAAGGUUGGUUUAUCGCAAUGGUUUCGACCACGGUUGAGACUGACAAUCCGGAAUCGGAAAUUAAACCCGGCUUAGAACUUUUGGGUACAAUUCGUCAGAAAUUUGUUUCCGUUUCGGAUUAUUACGAACCGACUGACGCCGGAUUGGAAUCGCAAAUUUUUAUUUCCGAAUCGUACGACGCUACAACUCAUUUUGAGACCACGUGUUUGGACGUUUUGGAUAUAUUUAAGAGGGGUACGGGAGAAGAAUUUGAUUUUUCAAAAAUUAAACACGAGCUGGGCGAUGAAGAACAAUAAGAUUAAAAAAGAAGGUAAGGUGGUGAGGAUUUAUUAUGAUUAUCGUUUUUUUGAGGUUAGGUUUUUACGAUUUGCGGUCGUAUAUUCUAUGUAAAACUGUGUGCUGCAUCAUUAAAAACUAUUUACUAUUGUUUGAUAAACGAAAGACCUUCAACGAUUAAAAAAAGAUAAAAAUGCUUUGUAUAUUUAGGGAGGUAAUUUUUCUUUUUAGCUGUGAAAGAGAUUUUCUAAUUUAUUUCCGUGAUCGCUAGCUUUUUGGAGGAAAAUAAAUAAAUAAAUGCUAAUGUAUUAUCUUAUAAAAAUAGUAAGAAAGAGGGAUUUUACAUAAAAUCGCUGCUUUGCAUUCCAAAUCUAACGUUUUAUUACAUUUAAUUAUUUUUUCUAUUACAUUUGUUUAUAUUUCAAUCACUAUUAACCUCGUACACUUCGAAAUGAGGGUCAUAUUUGGAUAAAAAAAGAAUUCAAGAAAGGGAAUUCAUAAAAAUAAAGUUAUCAAUCGCACGGUGUUUAAUACCAUAAAUCGUAAAUAUAUAGUUGCAUUCUCAUCUUGAAAAAGUUUCAUUAAAGGUGGCGCAUUUACAUAACCUCUAAUAGAAAUUGCUGAAUAGAUUAUCGCUAUAUUGUUAAUUUUUUUAGGCUAAUUAAUGUCUCUGUGUUUUUAAUGAGAAAAAAGUAUGUAAUAAGCGUAUAAGCGGUUGGCACAUUUCCUAUCCUCUUAGGGUUUAAAAGUUUUAAAUGAAACAAAAAAAAUAAUGUAAGUAAUUUAGUCGUAUAUUUGUGAAUUAUGGUGUUAAAAAUAAAAUAAUUGCCUAUGA
Molecule: messenger RNA, 2276 nt
Organism: Onthophagus taurus
Lineage: Eukaryota; Metazoa; Arthropoda; Insecta; Coleoptera; Scarabaeidae
Gene: Gdi
Product: GDP dissociation inhibitor
Biological process (GO): protein transport; vesicle-mediated transport; small GTPase-mediated signal transduction
Cellular component (GO): cytoplasm
Molecular function (GO): Rab GDP-dissociation inhibitor activity
Source: RefSeq, a predicted model, not a curated record